AUGGGUUAUGCUGCUGCGAGAUAUGGUCAUGUGAUGUUUCCAGAGAAUGUUCAUGAGCUUGCUCUUCGUUCUGUAGAAAUUUUACUUGAAGGAGUUGGUAAAGACAAUGGAUCCACUGCGAUUGAAAUUGCUCUGAAGAUGGCAUUUCGUAAAUUUUGUCUUGAUCAUGGAAUUAUGGAUGGCAGUGAAAAUAGUGCAAGAAAUGAAAGAAACAUUCAGUUGAAGUCUGCUUCAGAGUUACUUGGUUGCUUACCUGAUAUCGCCUGCUAUGCGAAAUUGAUGACUGGGGGAAUUGUACCAUUAGCUGCAACCUUAGUAACGGAGGAAGUUUUUGAAUCCUUCGAAAGUGACUCUAAGCUUACGGCGCUCUUACAUGGCCAUUCCUACACUGCUCAUGCCAUGGGCUGUACUGCAGCACUAAAAGCAAUGCAGUGGUACCGGGAUCCAUCCACCAAUUCGAACCUUGAUACUGACCACAUGAAGCUCACGGAGGCGUACGCUUCACUCUACGCAAGUUCCUUGGUGCAACAGCUCCGCAAAGAGGAUGAUAUUUACAUUAGGCCCCUGGGUAACGUGAUAUACCUCAUGUGCUUCUAUGCACACCCCAAGAUAGCUGCACUCGACAACUCCUCAAAGUACACCGCAGGCUUUGUGAGCUCAAUUGAGCCGGCUGGGAAUAUAGUUGAUGAGAGCAGAUUUUCGGAGUGGAACAGCCUUGUGCCAACUUAA
Miscanthus lutarioriparius is the source of this 729-nucleotide messenger RNA. The record is from the annotation of a GenBank genome assembly. Lineage: Eukaryota; Viridiplantae; Streptophyta; Magnoliopsida; Poales; Poaceae.